Molecule: messenger RNA, 2311 nt
Organism: Manis javanica (Malayan pangolin)
Lineage: Eukaryota; Metazoa; Chordata; Mammalia; Pholidota; Manidae
Source: RefSeq, a predicted model, not a curated record
UGAGCGGGCGCCCCUCCUCCGGGGCGGGUCCGGCGGGAGGCGACUUCGGAAACAUGGCCGAGUAUACGAGGCUGCAGAACUGCCUGGCGCUGAUCCGCCUCCGAAACCCGCCGGUCAACGCGAUCAGUGUGGCUGUACUCCAUGGAAUAAAAGAGGGACUGCAGAAAGCUAUAACAGAUCGUACAGUAAAAGCCAUUGUGAUUUGUGGAUCAAAUGGCAAAUUCUGUGCAGGGGCUGAUAUCCGUACCUUCAGUGCUCCUAGAACCUACAGCUUCACAUUGGGACAUUUAGUAGAUGAAAUACAGAGAAAUGAGAAGCCUGUGGUGGCAGCUAUUGAAGGCGUGGCUCUAGGAGGGGGACUGGAGUUGGCCCUGGGCUGUCACUAUAGGAUUGCCCAUGCAGAGGCUCAAGUUGCCUUCCCAGAAGUUUUGCUAGGAAUCAUUCCUGGUGCAAGAGGUACCCAGCUUCUUCCCAGACUCAUUGGAGUUCCUGCUGCACUUGACUUAAUUACCACAGGAAGAUAUGUUUUGGCAGAUGAAGGACUCAAGCUGGGUAUUCUAGAUGAAAUUGUGAACUCAAACCUGGUUGAAGAAGCAAUCAAAUUAGCCCAGAGAGUUUCAGACCAAUCUAUAGAAUCCCGUAGACUCUGCAACAGGCCAAUUCAGAGCUUGCCCAACAUGGAAAGCAUUUUCAGUGACGCCCUUUUGAAGAUACGGAAGCAGUACCCUGGGCUUCUUUCUCAGGAGACUUGCGUCCAUGCCGUCCAGGCUGCCGUGAAGUAUCCCUAUGAGGUGGGCAUCAAAAAGGAGGAGGAGCUGUUCAUGUACCUUCAGAAAUCAGGGCAGGCUAGAGCCCUGCAAUAUGCCUUCUUGGCUGAGAGGAAGGCAACUAAGUGGUCAGGUCCCUCUGGAGCAUCCUGGAAAACAGCAUCUGCACGACCCAUCUCCUCAGCUGGCGUUCUUGGUAAGAACAUAGGGUAGUUAAAAGUCAUGCUCCCAAUCUGCAUGUAGAAAUUGCUACCAUUUGCUUAGGGCCACCAGGUGCCAGGCUCUGUGCUAAACACAUUGUGUUAGCUAAUGCAGUUUUCACCUGAGCCCAUGAACUAUCUUCAUUUUACCUGUGCAGCCUAGAGACACUAAUCUCCUCAACAAUGAGCUAAACACAAGUGGACUGAGGGUCUGAUGCUAGAUCUGUCUGACUGAAGAUUCUGAGCAUUUUUUUCAUGCACCCCUACCUCUUCCCUGCAUGAGUCUCUCACCCCUGGAUUUCCCAAGAGUGAUUAUUACUUGUACCACAUUUCAAGGUGUGGCUUGUCACUCUUGUAGUUAGAUAUUUGGCAUGAAGCCUCUGUCUUCCUGGUCCCUGAUUCCAUUCACUUCUCCUGGUUCAAAACUACUAUCCUCAAAUCCAUCUGAAUCCUGGAACAGUGACUUGCCUACUUUUCCCUCCUGGAAUUUUCCCAAACAAAAUGUCUUCCUUCCUCAGAGGCCAGCUCUCUGAUAGGCUUCCUUGGGCCACUUUCCUAAGGCUCACUUGCUCUUAGUCUUGGCCCAGGAAUGGUCUUUGCUGGAUUUUAAACCCCCUGAAUGGUAAGCAAAACGUUAUGUGUCAGCUUAUGUACCUUCUUCUGGGGAGGAGGUCUGUAGUUUACUAAAAGCAUCAACUUUCUUGAGCCUUAUUCAGCCGUCUGUAUUGGUAAACCCCAAUUCACCAAGCUACCUUGGAGGGAAAGAGCCCACUCCACAACUUGGCCUGUUAUCUCAGUCAGGGUUUGCUAUAACAAAGUAUGUUUGUCGUAAAAACACACUAUGCUCCUUCCAGCACUGACUGUUCACUUGUAAUUUUUUUAAGGAGGUGAACAAAUGGUGUGAUGCUGAAUUAUGAAUUUUCCUUUCUUUGUAAUCUUUCAGCAACACUGAUACUUGUUUCUAGUUGUGUGCUUCACCUGUUUAUUCUUCCCUAUAUUCCUUGAAGCCAAGAAUAAGUAAUGCAAAAAAUUAAGUUUAUCAGCACUGUAUUUAUCAACCACUGAGAGUUUCCCUAUUUCUUCGUUGUGAGUCUUGUUCAAAGACUUCAGGUUCAUGUCGGCAUGGAGUGUUUAAAAUCUGAAGGUCUUUUUUUAAAAGUAUACCCCCACAUUGUUCUGAAAAAUAUUUGAGAAAGCGUUUAAAAUAUGUAGAAGACAACAUGGAUAAAAAAUAAAGCAAGAGAGUUUGGUCCUGUCGCCUUCUUCCUGUUUAUCUCCACACCGCUCUGCAUUUCCUCUCCGGGCUGCAGCUGCCGCUGCGCCCUGUGCCCUCUGGAGAGCUCC